AUGGUCGGAGCCUGAGAGGGAAAGGGGAAGUGGGAUUCCUUCGGCCGGCUGCGCGAGGCGGAGGCAGCGGGCUCGGCAGGUGUGAGAACAUGGUUAUGAAGGCUUCUGUAGAAGAUGAUGAUUCAGGAUGGGAGCUCAACAUACCUGAGAAGAUGGAAAAGAGUAACACAAGCUGGAUAGAUAUUACCCAAGACUUUGAGGAUUGCUGUAGAGAACUGAAAUUGGGAGAGUUACUUCAUGACAAACUCUUUGGUCUUUUUGAAGCCAUGUCUGCUAUCGAAAUGAUGGACCCCAAGAUGGAUGCUGGUAUGAUUGGAAACCAAGUUAAUCGGAAAGUUCUUAACUUUGAACAAGCUAUCAAGGAUGGUACCAUUAAAAUUAAAGACUUAUCCUUGCCUGAGCUGAUAGGGAUAAUGGACACUUGUUUUUGCUGCUUGAUAACAUGGCUGGAAGGCCAUUCUUUGGCUCAGACGGUAUUCACUUGCCUUUACAUUCAUAAUCCAGACUUUAUAGAGGAUCCUGCCAUGAAGGCAUUUGCUCUAGGGAUCCUGAAAAUUUGUGAUAUUGCCAGAGAGAAAGUAAACAAAGCUGCAGUGUUUGAAGAGGAAGAUUUUCAAUCCAUGACAUAUGGAUUUAAAAUGGCCAACAGUGUGACAGAUCUUCGAGUUACAGGUAUGCUGAAGGAUGUUGAAGAUGACAUGCAACGGCGAGUUAAGAGCACUCGGAGCCGACAAGGGGAAGAGAGAGAUCCAGAAGUGGAACUUGAGCAUCAACAGUGCUUUGCAGUAUUCAGCAGAGUGAAGUUUACCCGGGUAUUACUGACUGUAUUAAUAGCCUUUACCAAAAAAGAGACUAGUGCAGUUGCAGAAGCUCAGAAACUGAUGACUCAGGCAGCUGACUUGCUUUCUGCUAUCCACAACUCCUUACACCAUGGCAUUCAGGCUCAGAAUGACACAACAAAAGGAGAUCACCCUAUUAUGAUGGGGUUUGAGCCUCUUGUUAAUCAGAGAUUGCUUCCACCAACUUUUCCUCGAUAUGCAAAAAUUAUUAAAAGGGAAGAAAUGGUCAACUAUUUUUCAAAGCUUAUAGACCGAAUAAAAACUGUGUGUGAAGUUGUCAAUUUAACUAACUUACACUGCAUACUGGAUUUUUUCUGUGAAUUUAGUGAACAGUCACCUUGUGUUCUUUCAAGAUCACUGUUACAGACUACUUUUCUUGUGGAUAACAAAAAAGUAUUUGGUACUCAUCUCAUGCAAGAUAUGGUGAAAGAUGCCCUGAGAUCUUUUGUCAGUCCUCCUGUACUUUCACCUAAGUGUUGUCUUUAUAACAACCAUCAGGCUAAGGACUACAUUGACUCCUUUGUCACACACUGUGUUCGACCGUUCUGUAGUUUGAUUCAGAUUCACGGGCACAAUAGGGCUCGUCAAAGAGAUAAACUUGGUCACAUUCUUGAAGAAUUUGCUACUUUGCAAGAUGAGGCAGAGAAAGUGGAUGCAGCACUUCACAGUAUGCUUCUAAAGCAAGAGCCCCAGCGGCAGCACUUAGCAUGCUUGGGCACCUGGGUCCUUUACCAUAACCUUCGCAUCAUGAUACAGUAUCUUCUGAGCGGGUUUGAGCUGGAGCUGUACAGUAUGCAUGAGUAUUACUACAUCUAUUGGUAUCUCUCUGAGUUCCUCUAUGCCUGGUUAAUGUCAACACUCAGUCGUGCUGAUAGCUCUCAAAUGGCAGAAGAAAGAAUAAUGGAAGAGCAGCAGAAAGGCCGGAGUAAUAAAAAAACAAAGAAAAAGAAAAAAGCUCGUCCUCUGAGCAGAGAGAUCACCAUGAGCCAAGCAUAUCAAAACAUGUGUGCUGGGAUGUAUAAGACUAUGAUUGCUUUUGACAUGGAUGGCAAAGUGAGGAAGCCCAAGUUUGAACUUGACAGUGAACAAGUUCGGUAUGAGCACAGGUUUGCCCCAUUCAACAGUGUCAUCACACCACCACCCGUACACUACUUGCAAUUCAAGGAAAUGUCUGACCUAAACAAAUACAGCCCCCCUCCUCAGUCUUCUGAUCUCUACAUGGCUGCUAGCAAACACUUUCAGCAAGCGAAAAUGAUACUGGAGAAUAUCCCUAAUCCAGACCAUGAGGUCAACCGAAUCCUUAAAGUUGCUAAACCCAAUAUUGUGGUUAUGAAGUUGCUGGCUGGAGGUCACAAAAAGGAUUCUAAAGUUCCUCCAGAAUUUGACUUCUCCCCUCACAGAUACUUCCCAGUAGUGAAGCUUGUUUGAAAGGCAAGGUGUUAGGACAACAGAUGAACUUUAAUUUGCAUAACAGAGUUACCUUGGGUAAACUCUUUUAUACUGAGCUCAAAAGGGACAUGGUGCUCUUGGACAAAAGUACUGUUGUAUUGGGAGGAACUUUAUUCUGACUUCCUUACAUAGCCUGAAAGACAACUGCUGUUUUAAAGUGGUUUGUGUAAUGUACUACCGCUGGAACUGAUUUUAUCAACUACAUUGUUAAAGCAUUGUAUGUUUUGAUUUUAUUGAAGAUUUACCUAUAAAUCAUUUUUAUGAAUGGUGUUUGAACAUUUGUAAACAUUCUUGACCACUUUGAAAGUACAAUGCAAUAAGGGAACUGUUAUGUUUUGAUAUGCAUUGGUGAGUAAAAGCAGAAUUCAAGCUCUAAACAAAACAAACUAAAAUAUACGGUUUGUGGUACUCAUGUUUGUAUAGGAACACCUAUCAAAGUUUCUUAGCUUACAAGUAUUACAAAAAUGCCACCACCACUCCCUUCAGUCCUGCAGGUUGACCAGGCAUUAAUUUUGGAUGACACAUUAGGUGAAUCAAAACUUUUUAAAGAAGCUGAGGUUGAGCUCUUACCUAUGAUUAUUUCAGUUAGACUGGGAAGGGUUCACAUUUAUUUUUGUCUUUUGGUUUAGUCGUUGGGACUUUUUAUACUGCCUUUUAUAGGCAUCAUUAAACGUUUUGCACUGCUUUGGGAUUCUUUUGGCAGGUUCCUCCUAUACGUGGUUACUUUUCUGUGCUCAUUUAAAAGUCUGCUCUGCACUGGCAUUUUCUUAAACGCUAAGACCACAUUUACCUACUUCCUCUUUGAUCAGCUAAAUGUUUUAUGAAUUGUUUUAAUAUUUGGUUUGAGACAUAAUACAGUUUAGGAUUUUUAAAAAAAUAUAAGGUAGAAAUAGCACAUAUGAAGUAUUUAGUAUCACAUGAAUCUAAGCAGCACCAUUAUAUCUAAGAAUAUGUCUAUGCAAAUAAACAAAACAGUUAGUUUGC
Molecule: messenger RNA, 3272 nt
Organism: Elgaria multicarinata webbii
Lineage: Eukaryota; Metazoa; Chordata; Lepidosauria; Squamata; Anguidae
Gene: NAA35
Product: N-alpha-acetyltransferase 35, NatC auxiliary subunit
Exons: 23
Coding region: 90-2267 (725 amino acids)
Biological process (GO): N-terminal peptidyl-methionine acetylation
Cellular component (GO): NatC complex
Source: RefSeq, a predicted model, not a curated record